Molecule: messenger RNA, 963 nt
Organism: Panicum hallii
Lineage: Eukaryota; Viridiplantae; Streptophyta; Magnoliopsida; Poales; Poaceae
Exons: 3
Coding region: 419-790 (123 amino acids)
Source: RefSeq, a predicted model, not a curated record
GGAAGCAGAUGACGCCCCCGUCAUCUGGACGCCACAUUUUUCAGCCUUGAUUAGAGUUUUGAGUACAGAAUUGCAACGAUAAGUUGGUGUCGAUUCCAGAAAUUUGAUUUGGCAGAAGACGGUAUGUUCUUCACUUCCUGAGAAAUCAAAUAGAACAACCACUAUAUUCUACUACUACUACUACUACUGAAAUCUGAACUUGUUUUAUUCAUGCGUGCAUGGUACUACCAUGGGGGAGAUACCAAAGCGCCGAGGAGACAUCUAGCGUCCAGAUUGACGUCAAGUGUGAUCAUCGGCUCUGACGAUUUUUGUAUAAAAUGCUCCGGUGACUCCGGUCUGCUGUGUUUUGCCGUGGCUGGACGGCUGAAGAAACGUACGGCAAAACCAAGCAGCUGUGGCCCGCAGCAAACCAGCUACCAUGGCGACAAAGCUGUUCCUCGCGUGCGUGGUUCUGCUCAGCGUAGCAAUGGCCGCGGCGGCGGCGAGGCCGGCGACGGCGACCGAUGACGACGCGCCAACGGGGAACUGCGACCAGGACCUGCAGGACCUGAUCGCCAACUGCCAGGACUACGUCAAGUUCCCGGCCGACCCCAAGAUCCCGCCGUCAUCGGCCUGCUGCGGCGUGAUCCAGAGGGCCAACAUACCGUGCCUCUGCUCCAAGGUCACCCCGACGGUGGAGACGUUCAUCUGCAUGGACAAGGUCGUCUACGUCGCCAGCUACUGCAAGAGGCCCCUCCAGCCAGGCUCCAACUGUGGAAGCUACCACGUUCCUGGUGGUUCGCUCCCUUGAUGCUCGUGUGUCGAAUAAGAACGAACGAUGCCAAUUAAUUUCCUCCCUACCUUAUGUAGCGUGUACAUCCUUCUGUUCUGUUCGCCUGUCCGCGAUGAGAGAUGUAGUCUGUGCCGUCAAACUGUCUCUGAAUAAGUUUGUUUUCAUGACAUGUAACGAACGUAUUUACGGGU